AUGGUUCUCACGUUGGAGACUUACAUCAGCUCCAGCUCCUCGUCCUACGAAGUGCAGCAGAUCCUGGGCUUCGGGGGCUUCGGAGUGGUCGCCCUCUGCUACAACACCAACAGCGGCCAGACGGUGGCGCUGAAGGUGCUCAAAGGACGGGACAACAGCGAAUUCCACUUCGGACAGAAGGAGGCCCAGAUGCUGCGCAGCCUCAAGGAGAAAGGCUCUGAGUCGUAUCACAUCGUCCAGUGGAUUGACUCGUUUAAGUAUCGGGGACGUUUCUGCCAUGAAUUCGAGAGGCUGGACAUCAGUCUACAGGAGUACCAGGCCAUGGCUCCGUGUCAGAGUCUGCGCCUCAAAAACAUCCGUCCGAUCGUCACUCAGACGGUCGGGGCGUUGCUCUUCCUGAAGAGCGUCGGCGUCAUCCACAGCGACCUGAAGCCCGAUAACGUGAUGCUGAUCGAUCACGUGAGGCAGCCCCUCGCCAUCAAACUGAUAGACUUUGGUUUGACCUGUGCUGUGAGCGACGCCAAGCCCGGACAAAUGAUACAGACAGUCUGCUACAGGGCUCCAGAGGUGGCUGUGGGCUCGUCCUUCUCUGAGUCCGUGGACAUGUGGUCCGUCGGAUGCAUCGCCGCCCUAAAUAUCCGGAUGAUCGUCCAGAUUCUGGGGCAGCCUCCCAAACACGUCCUGGACUCAGGCCAAAGGACAUGGAAUUACUUCUGUCUCCCGGACGGAGAGUCAGAGUGGAUACACGUGGUGAAGAAGAGGAAGCGACGGUUUAAAUGCACCGUUCCGUCUCUGGGUUCCAUUUACUGGAAGGAUCCUUCCAGCCUGGUGAGAGAGACCAGUGAAGUGGAGGAUUUUGAUCGGGCAGUCUUCAUAGACAUGCUCAAACGCAUGUUAGACUUAGACCCUCAAACCAGGAUCAGUCCAGAUGUGGCCCUGGAUCACCCCUUCCUCACCCUGACCCAUCUGAGCCAACUGUACCGCGAGUACAGCUUGGAGAGUAAAAGAAUUCAGCUCCAGGCAUUAGAUCUUUGCCGUAAGGAGCAGCGGUCCACUUCCUCCACUUCCUCUUCAUCCCCUGAGACCUCCAAGACCGCACAGGGACAAACCUCUAGCCUGAAGAGGAGGAGAGAGGAGGAAGAAUCCCCACGCAAACGGACCAAAAGAGAGGCUUCUGUUUCUGCUGACAGCUCUGUGCAAACAUCUGGAGAAGUCCAUGAAAAGUCUCCAGAAAAGACUCCAGACAAGAUCCUCCUGGAGUCUGUGAAUGGGCAGAAGGAGGAAGGGAAGGCGUCUGGUUCGAAAUCUGAAAAGACCAGAAAGAGGAAGGCAGAGGAAGGCGUCAUCUUGGACUCGUUCAGUCAUAAGAUGAAGAGAAAAGACUCUGUGACUCUCCAUCCAGCACAGUACUGGACGAGGACAAGACCCAAGCAAGGAGGAAGUAACGUUUCCAAGUCACCCGGAGGCGAGAGGGCCCUCACCCGGAGAAGAGAGGGCCCUCACACCCAGACGAAAGGGCCCUCAACCACAAAACAGAGGGCCCUCACUCAUGGAAGAGAGGACCCUCGCACACAAAAUGAGGGCCCUCACCCACAAGAGACGAAAGAGCCCUCAACCACAGACAAGAUGGCCCUCACCCGGAGAAGAGAGGGACCUCACCCGGAAACGAGAGGGCCCUCACCCGCAGACGAAACGGCCCUCACCUGGACACGAAACGGCCCUCACCCACAAAAGAGAGGGCCCUCACCCACAAAAGAGAGGACCCUCACUCGGAAACGUUACUUCCUCCUUGCUUGGGUCUUGUCCUCGUCCUGA
Messenger RNA from Boleophthalmus pectinirostris (great blue-spotted mudskipper), 1815 nucleotides. RefSeq names its product homeodomain-interacting protein kinase 1-like. Gene Ontology annotation, cellular component: cytoplasm; nucleus. Bases 1 to 1815 code for a protein of 604 amino acids. Lineage: Eukaryota; Metazoa; Chordata; Actinopteri; Gobiiformes; Gobiidae. Gene Ontology annotation, molecular function: ATP binding; protein serine/threonine kinase activity; protein tyrosine kinase activity. Gene Ontology annotation, biological process: peptidyl-threonine phosphorylation; peptidyl-serine phosphorylation. The record is from RefSeq and is a predicted model, not a curated record. The transcript is spliced from 11 exons.